Molecule: messenger RNA, 4453 nt
Organism: Gigantopelta aegis
Lineage: Eukaryota; Metazoa; Mollusca; Gastropoda; Neomphalida; Peltospiridae
Product: G protein-coupled receptor 137Ba-like
Exons: 7
Coding region: 81-1400 (439 amino acids)
Biological process (GO): positive regulation of TORC1 signaling
Cellular component (GO): lysosomal membrane
Source: RefSeq, a predicted model, not a curated record
GCGGGCCUUGCGCAGGAAGAAUUGUUAGCAUAAUAUGAAAAGGGAAAUGUAAUUAUUUUACCAGACAUGGCGAAUUAAACAUGCGGGUGUCGGAUAGAUUUUCCGUUUUAUAUCCUAACAUCUUGCUGUUGCCAACAAGCAGACUGUCUAAUGAUGACAAUGUCAUUUUACGAGAGGGUUCGGGGGAUGCCCCGUUAAAAUCGUUUCCUCGUCUGAAACCAGCGUUAUCCCCGAGUGUCGAACUGAGCUUGACAGUUGUGUAUGUAUCACUGUAUGCACUGUUGUUCUUAAUAGUGUAUGUGCAGCUAUGGAUGAUUUGGUACUAUCGUCACAAACGUUUCAGUUACCAGACAGUGUUCUUGUAUCUGUGUUUGUUGUUUUCUGGUCUCAGGGUGUCCCUCUUUUCCUUUUACUUCAACAACUGUGAUUUGGCUAAUGACCUGCCAUGGCCAGUCUAUUGGAUUUUAUAUGGUUUGCCUGUCUGUCUUCAGUUCACGACAUUGUGUCUCUUGGUGUUGUUCUUUGCUCAGGUUGUCUUUAAAGCUAGAGCUAAAUAUGAACCAAGCAAAUUCAAGCGUCCAUUGCGGGUCUUGGUAAUAAUUGCCAUUAUCUUGUUCUUCGUCUCAAACAUUGUGUGUGCAAUGAUAGUUAAGCUACAUGAAAAAUCCUACAAAUCAAUUCCAAUGGAACUGCUGUAUGUUCGUGUUGCUAUUAAUGAAACCUUAUUUGUGAUUUUCGGAAUUCUUUUAUCCUUCUGCAUAUACAAAAUGUCCAAGUUGUCUUCAUCCAGUUUGGUGUUAGAGGCAAAGGGAACAACGAUGUGUCAGGCAAUUGCUGCCUGUGUUGUGAUCUUACUUCUGUUUACCUCGAGAGCAGUGUACAACUUUAUAUCUAUAUAUCCAGCAGUUAAGUCACGCAUGCCAGGCUUUGGUUAUGACUGGGUCAAUGUUUCUGACCAGGCUGAUAUCACAAACCUACAAAAAGGUUAUGCCUAUGUUUCCUUUGGAAUUGUACUGUUUGUGUGGGAGGUCCUUCCAACAUUUGUGGUAGUUUUAUUUUUCAGAGUUAAACGGGCAAUUAAUUCUGUGUCUCUGAGCGACAUAUCAUCACAUAGUAGUUCAAAAGUGUUCUUUUUUGAUAAUCCACGUCGAUAUGAUAGUGAGGAUGAUCUUUCUCAAUCAGUUUCUCAUUCAGCCAGUCCAUAUGAAAUCAGUAAUGCACAUUCUGUGAACUAUGGAAGUGCGAGAAACACUCCAAAGGGUACUCCAAGAGGGACACCCAGUCAAAGAGGCUUUACAAGAAUGGCUCCUCGGACUGGCUACGGCUCCAUCAUGAGUUCAAGUCUCCCUGCUGGCAGAGUUGCUUCUCCACCUAAUCAGUAUGGCCACGGAGGACCGUAGUAUUGUGUAUUUAAACUGUCAGAGGUUGUAAUAUCGUGUAUUCACAGUAUGACAAGUUGUAAUUAUUCUUAUUAUAUUUAUGACAAGAUUGUUUUUUGUAAAUUGAGAAAAGAAAAUUGUCCUUUUUUAUUUAGAAGUGCAUGUAUGUUCUUACAUUGUGGAAUGUAUCGAUUUUGAAAUUGAAAAGGAUCAGAAAAUUAGUGAGAUUUGUUGAAAAAUGUGUUGGUUCCUGUUGAAAUAAAUAUAUUUCAUACAACAUGAAAUGGUUAAAAUGAACAAACUGUUAAUCUGUUAGUUUUUGUUAAUUAGCUUGUAAUAAUCAAAUGGCUAAUAUAACUGUCAAGAAUGUGACUUCACAUUGUUUUGUAAGAACUCUUUUUUUUUAUAAAUUUUUCUCUCCAUUUAUUUUCUUAAUUUGUAAAAUACAAUUACGUAUUUCACCUAUGUUCAGAACAGACUACUUAGAUAUCUGAGGUGUGUGCCUAGACGAGCAUGUUUAAACCUUAAAUGGAUUUAGGCAUGAAAAUUACAGGCCCGUUGGAACGACUUUGGGAGUGUAGGGGGUGGUGGGGGGCACUGAUGGAUCGGGUGCAAACUCUAUAUCAGAUAUUGGUUACAAUGGCAAACAUUAAUGUGAUAGAAAAAAAAAAUGCUCACAAGUGGAGGGCAUGUCUUCUCCCCAUCCCACCUCCCCGGUUCCUACAGGGCUGAAAUAAAUAGAAUGGAUGAGAUGUAUCCAUAGUAUUACUGUUUCUGUACACUUCACAUUCCAUUGUAUGAUUAUGUACAUACAGGUAUUUUUGUAUAUUGCAUUUUCAUAGUAACAUUGUGGGGUGUGGUAUGCUGAUGUAAUUAUAUUAAUUCAAGCUGCUUGAACAUUCCAUAACUUUUGUGUAAUAGUAUAUUCUAAACUUAUUAAAUAUAACAUAAUAUUGUGAAAUAUAUUCCAAUAUAACACUAGUAUGAUAUAUUGGCCUGAGUUUUAAGGCUGGUAGAUGCUGGGUUAGUGUUGCAGUGCUGGGUCCAAUCCAGAAUUAAUUCAUAACUCUGAAGGCUGGUGUAAGGCCAUUAUACUGGUUUAGUAGUACCUCUCACUAACCACUAACCAUUGACCCCUGUCCUGGACAGAAAGGCUAGAUAGCUGAUAUGUGUGCUUAGGACAACAUGUUUGAACCUCGACUAAAAUGUAAAUAAAAGAAGGAAAGAACAAUAUCUGUUAAUCAUACUUAAAGACAUAAAAUGUGUAUACCAAACAAAUUUAUUUAACUUUUGUUAUGUAAUUUGCUUCAUUAAUAACUCUGCUGAAUGAUUUAUUGCUUGGUUGUUGUGAUCAGUACAUGUUUUAGGCCAAGUGUGCCCACAAUACACCAAUAUUAAUUUAUUGUUUGUUUCACAUAUUAUGGUAGUUCAAGUGUCAGUUAUAUGAGGGUGAUUGUUAUGUAAGACGUUUAUAGACAGUUUGAUGGUACUUGAGAAGAUUGUCUUGGACAUGAUAAACAGUCUGUCGGUUUCUAGAAUACAAUUAAUCAGUUUACAUGUACAUAAUUAUUUUUAAAAUAGCAUUUGUAUUUAGGUUUCAUGACAAAUUUUCAUAAUUUCUAUUGUUAUGUUCUUGAAUAAAAAAUUUAGAUUAUGGGCUAAAAAAAAUUAUAGACAAAUAGCAAUAUCAUGUGCUGGCAUAUAAAAUGAUGUUUUCCUUCCAGCCAUCCAGACAUAUGGCUGCCUGGAUUAAACUUUUGUUAACCUUUAGUUAAAAUUCAUGUCAAUAUGAAAUAUGUGUAAUAUGAGUUGUAAAUGAAUUUAAAAUGAUCAAAUAAAUGUAGCACAAAGAACAAUGUUACAAUUACAAAAUCUUAAGUAGUUGCAGUAGUCUUGGGUUAUUUUUAACUCUGGGAUAAAACCGAUUUCAUUAUUUCCAGCCUUAAAGCAAGCAUACAUUUACAGGUAUGGUUGAAAUGGAUUUAAAAAAACACAAAAAAAAACCUAAUAUACUGUGAUAAACUAUUACAAAAUUAAUAUAGAAAUUUUGCUCUAAAUUCCAGAGUUGAUGAAGCAUUAUUUAUCAAAUGGUACCAUUUUUGCCUCCCACAAUAGGUAACAAGAACUAUUAACACCUCUUUAACACCACAGUCAAAAUAUAUGUAUACAGUUUACGUUCUAUGUAUUUGUAUUAAUGGGUUUUGGGUUGGGUUUUUUUUAUACACUUCUGUUCAAACAUGGUAUAUGAAAUGUUAAUUAAACUGAGGUUUUACAUGAGAAUUUAUUAGGUUUAAUUUCUUAUGCAUCUUCUAACAAUUUUCAAUUGGAAUUUUUUUUAAACCAGAAUUUUUUAUACCAUUUUUCAGUCAUAACUGCUUUUUAUAUGCCCAUCUAUGAUGGGUCGUAUUAUGGUGUGGCAUUGUUCAUCCGUGGCGUUGUCCAUCCGUACAUCCGUCUGUUAACUUUUUCUUGUCCGGACCAUAUCUUGCAUACAGAUGCAUAUAGAACCAUUAAACCUCACAUGUAGGAACAACUUUGGAUGGCAGUGUGUCAUGUACUAUUACUAGGUCACUGUGACCUAUUUUUCACAGUCUAUAUGCAUAUAGGACCAUCAAACCUCACAUGUAGGAAUAACUGGGGAUGGCGGUUUGUCACAUACUAUUACUAGGUCAUUGUGAACUACUUUUCAUGGUCUACUGCACAUAACAGUAAAUCCUUGUUCGGACCAUAUGUUGCAUACAUAUGCAUACAGGACCAUCAAACCACAUGUAGGAACAACUUGGGAUGGUGGUGUGUUGCGUGCUAUUACUAGGAUACUGUGACCUACUUAUCACGGUCUACUGCACAUAACAGUAAAUCCUUGUCCGGAUGAUAUCUUGCAUACAGAAUCAUCAAACCUCACACUUAGGAGCAACUUGGGAUAGCUGUGUGUUGCGUACUAUUGCUAGAUCACUGUGACCUACUUUUCAGUCUACUGCACAUAACAGUAAAUCAUUGUCCUUAUCAUAUCUUGCAUACAAGACCAUCAAACCACAUGUAGGAACAACUUGGGAUAGUGGUCGGUCCAAAACAAA